Molecule: messenger RNA, 753 nt
Organism: Penicillium daleae
Lineage: Eukaryota; Fungi; Ascomycota; Eurotiomycetes; Eurotiales; Aspergillaceae
Product: peroxiredoxin-like family protein
Exons: 2
Coding region: 1-753 (250 amino acids)
Source: RefSeq, a predicted model, not a curated record
AUGUCUAGCCAAGCCGAAACUCUUCCUGUCGAAAAGCCAUCGGCGACAUCAAACCCUGACCCAAGCCCAUCAACAGAAGUCGCCCCAGUGGCUGAUGACGUCAAGGUCGCGGAUGCCACCAAGCCCAAUGAGGUUCCAUCAAACGAUAAGCUACCCUCUGCAGACGCAAUCCGUAAGGUCGAGGACUAUGUGAUUCUCGAUAACAAAGGUGAAAAGCAUUCGUUCAAGAGUAUCUACGAUGGACCCGAGUCAACGGGGCGCGUUCUGAGCUGCCAAGAAUAUAUCCGCGCACUCGCAGAGUCAAUCAAGCCUGACGAAUUGCUGCAAUUACCAAUCCCUACAUCCUUCGCCAUCAUCGGCUGCGGCGACCCCGGCCUAAUCGACUUCUACGCCACAGAAACGGGAUGUACAUUUCCCAUUUACGCUGAUCCGGCAAACACCCUCUACGAUGACCUGGGCAUGACUACGACAUGGGCCCUUGGCGCAAAGCCGGAGUAUUUCCGCAAGAGUAUGGCGCAGCUUGUGACCGGGUCAAUCAUGCAAGGAAUCAAGCAUUUGGGUAGUGGACUUGCUACGAAAGGAGGAGAUACUAAGCGCGUGGGUGGUGAGUUUCUUUUCGAACCGAGUCACGGAGCAAGUGGGAAAGAGGUCACUUGGUGUCAUCGGAUGACGACUACGCGCGAUCAUACCGGGAUCAAAGAGUUGGCGAAGCUGCUUGAUGCGGAUGGUAAGACUUUGUUGCAGAAGGCGUAA